UAUUUUCUUUUCUACCAAACAAAACCGAGCUUGUCAAAUAUGGCUUCUACUUCAUCUUUAGCCAUCUCCUGUAAAACUACCUAUGAUGUUUUCCUUAGCUUUAGGGGAAUUGAAACUCAUCACAAUUUUACUAGUCAUCUUUGUGCUGCCCUUUGCCGGAAAAAUAUUACAACAUUCAUAGACGAUGUUCUUGAAAGAGGAGAAGGGAUCUCGCCAGCCCUCAUGAAAGCGAUUGAAGAAUCCAAGAUUUCUGUAGUAAUUUUCUCAGAAAAUUAUGCAUCCUCUCGGUGGUGCCUAGAUGAACUAGUGAAGAUAAUUGACUGCGAGAAAAAAUUAGGGCGAAAGGUUUUACCCAUUUUCUACCGUGUAAAUCCUUCCGAUGUUAGAAAACAGACUGGGAAAUUUGGAGAAGCAUUUGGGAAAGUCAAAGAAAAUUCAAAGCACAGCUUAGACGUUGUGGAGAAGUGGCGCACUGCUUUGAUGGAAGCAGGCAAUCUAUCUGGAUGGGUUUCCAGCGACUCCAGGCCUGAAUCCCAACUAUGUGAAGAAGUCGCUGAUCACAUUCUGAAGAAAUUGUAUCCCAUCUCGUUUACUGCUUCUACUGGCUUAGUUGGGAUUGAUUCACAUGUUGAUAAAAUUAUGUCAUUGUUAUGUAUUGAGCCAACAAACAUUCGGGUAAUUGGAAUUUGGGGAAUGGGUGGUAUUGGAAAGACCACCAUAGCUGAAAUUCUAUUUAGUCGAAUAUGUAAUCAAUUUGAUUGCUUUUGCUUUCUUCGCAAUGUUAGGGAAAAAUCAGAAAAAUAUGGGCUAGUUGAUUUAAGAAAAAGCUUUUUUUCGGAACUCUUGGCGAUUGAAAUUAGAAAUAUAGAAAUGGUCAGUGUGGUACCCACUUUCAUUAAGGAUUCACUUAAUAGGAAGAAAGUUCUAGCUGUUCUUGAUGAUAUUAAUGAUCCAGAGCAACUAGAAGCUUUAGCUAUAAAUGAUGAUGAUUGUUUUGGGCUGGGAAGUAGAAUCAUUUUAGUAAGUAGAGACAAACAAGUCCUUAGCAGUGCUGAAGAAGUAUAUGAGGUUAAGGGAAUGAAUUAUGGUGAUGCUCAUCAGCUGUUAAGUAUGAAAGCCUUCAAACAAAAGCAUCCUCCGGUGGAAUACAUGGAGUUGUGUCAAAGGGUACAAACUUAUUGUAAAGGUGUUCCAUUAGCUCUCAAAGUUUUGGGUUCCUAUUUGUGCAAAAAGACUCCUGAAGAAUGGGAAAGUGCAUUGACUAAACUGAAGAGAUUUCCUGACUGCAAGAUUAUGAAAGUCUUAGAAAUAAGUUAUAAUGAUUUAGAUGAAAUGGAGAAGAAAAUAUUUUUAUAUAUUGCUUGUUUCUUCAAUAGAGAUCACAAAAGCAUGGUAGAAGAUAUACUUGGUUGUGAUUUUCAUACACAUUGGGGAAUAAUUCGUCUAAUGGAUAGGUGUCUCGGUAACUAUUGUGGAUGACAUGUUAGAGAUGCACGAUCUGAUAGCGGAAAUGGGUCAAGAUAUUGCUCGGCGGAAGGGUAUCAUAUUAUGCAAUUCUAAUGACAUCUGUGAUAUGUUGACCUCAACUAAUAUUAAG
Hevea brasiliensis (rubber tree) is the source of this 1597-nucleotide messenger RNA. Its product is annotated as disease resistance protein RPV1-like. Lineage: Eukaryota; Viridiplantae; Streptophyta; Magnoliopsida; Malpighiales; Euphorbiaceae. Gene Ontology annotation, biological process: signal transduction; defense response. The transcript has 2 exons. The record is from RefSeq and is a predicted model, not a curated record. Bases 40 to 1479 code for a protein of 479 amino acids. Gene Ontology annotation, molecular function: ADP binding.